AUGUCAAAAAAACAUAGUGACAGCGAGGAGGAGAGUCCAGCCAAGAGGACAACAAAGAAGGCCAUGGCAAAAAAACAUAGUGACAGCGAGGAGGAGAGUCCAGCCAAGAGGACAACAAAGAAGGUCAUGUCAAAGAAACAUAGUGACAGCGAGGAGGAGAGUCCAGCCAAGAGGACAACAAAGAAGGCCAUGUCAAAGAAACAUAGUGACAGCGAGGAGGAGUACACGCUCAAGAGGAAGGUAAACGUGGCAUCAAAAAAACAGAGUGACAGCGAGGAAGAGGAGUAUACACCCAAGAGGAAAGUAAAGAAGACCGCAUCCAAGAAACAGACACCAAAGAAGGCCAUGUCCAAGAAACCUAGCGACAGCGAGGAGGAAGAGAGUCCAGCCAAGGAACAGUCUCUUAAAGACAGUGAAAGUGAGGAGGAAGGGGAUGCAGUCAGGCCUGCAUCAUCAAAUAAGUCCAGUGACAGCGAGGAGGAAGAAAAGAGCCCAGCAAAGGCUUCUAAACAGAGUGAUAGUGGUACGGAUGAGGAUGACGCAAGCUCUCUGAAAAAAGGAUCAAAUAAAGAGACUGACAGUGAGGGAGAGGCGCAUCCUGCACAGACCAAAAAUAGAAAAAGCAGCAGCGAGGAGGACCCCAGAAGAAAGGAAAAUUCGGCUAAGCAAACCAGCAAACAGACUGGCCUCAAAAAACCAGCCAAUGAUAAUAAAGAGAAACUUGGAAAAGGUGGAAAGGAUAAGAAGGCAUCGAAGGGCAGCGACUCCCAGGAUAGUGAUGAGGAGAUAGGCGAGGAUAAGGAAAAGAAGGACAAAGAUGACGGAGACAGCGAUUUGUCUGAUGUGUCUGAAGAUGGCAAUAAAGACAAAAGUGCUAAGAAGGAGAGCAAGAGCACCUCAAAGGAAGACCACCCGUCCAUCACUCGGCUGAAGAGAUACAUCGUGACCUGCGGGACUCGGAGGAACUACAAGAAGCUGUUUCAGAACUGCCGCUCGGUGAAAUCCAUGGUGGAGGUGCUGAAGAAGGAGCUGGAGGACCUGGGGGUGAAAGGAAAGCCGAGUCUGGAAAAGUGCCGCGUUGUGCGACUGAAGCGGGAGGAGGCGGCUGAGCUGGCGGAACUGGACACCAGUAACAUCAUCGCCACGGCUGGACGCCCCCGUCGCCGAAACACCUGGAACCCCUAUCAGGCUUCCUCGUCUCUUAACACCUCUCCUCCCCCGUACCGCAAAGAGCUGUCAUCGAACUCCGAGGGGGAGGAAGGACCCCCCCGCAAGAAGAAGACCAUGGAUUGGUCUGGUUUAAGGGGCAUCAUCAGUGAUGAUGGAGACAGCGAAUAA
Molecule: messenger RNA, 1338 nt
Organism: Staurois parvus
Lineage: Eukaryota; Metazoa; Chordata; Amphibia; Anura; Ranidae
Source: the annotation of a GenBank genome assembly